Molecule: messenger RNA, 4204 nt
Organism: Cephus cinctus (wheat stem sawfly)
Lineage: Eukaryota; Metazoa; Arthropoda; Insecta; Hymenoptera; Cephidae
Product: sex peptide receptor
Exons: 6
Coding region: 1010-2287 (425 amino acids)
Biological process (GO): G protein-coupled receptor signaling pathway
Cellular component (GO): membrane
Molecular function (GO): G protein-coupled peptide receptor activity
Source: RefSeq, a predicted model, not a curated record
GAAUUUUCGUCAGUAGCAUCCCGACGCCGGACCCGUGUUCGAGCAUCCCCUGGUCCUCGUACCAACCCCACUCCGUAUUCUAACCUGUUGCCUUGGUAAUCAGAUAAAACACGGCUCCCUGUAAAAUGUUCGCGAAAUAAUGGCAUUUCCGCGUAAGUGCGACUGCCAGUCGUGCGUGUACGCGUCAAAUGUGAAUGGGCGUUAUGGUAAAUAGAUCGAAUUUUGGAAAUUUUUCGUAAAGCAUCUUUUUUUGGAAAACUUUUUUUUUUUGUGUAUCCGAAUAAACACUAAAUUUUUUCGGUGACUCGUUGUUUCAUCAAACGUGACGAUUGAAUAGUUCUCGGGACCGAGGGAUAAAAAUUAUUUGUUCAAAAUUUUAUUUCUCGAAAAUAAUUUUUUUGGACUUUUCUAAAUAUUCGAAUUUAUGUUUUACACUGUAACACUUUUUUUUUAUGAAUCUAUUAAAUAUUCUAUCGAAAAGUAUUUAUUCGAGUGUUCGAACGCGAUUAAGGAUUUUUGUACAUUUUUAUCAAUCAAUCGUGUCUUCGAGACGGAUAAUAUAUUUUUGCUUUUUCGAUGGAUUCGGGAUUGGUUUAUCCGCGGAGAUUAUUUAACUCGCCGACGGUCAACGUCUCGCACAGAUCUUUUCCCUUGAGAACCGUACACGUGUCACACGCCGCAGCCCAACAGUCAAAUAUUAAAUGACGAUUCUCUUCCGACGCUGAAUUAAUCUUCGAGCGUAAUGAAUAUUGUCGCAAGCGUCUACCUCGAAGUUCGGAAGAGCCUCAAUCCACGCUGAGGCCGUACGGGCUGUAUUGACAUUCGACGAAUCUCCAAACAAGAAAAGUUCUCCACCAUUGAUUUAAAUUUCACAACGUAAUUAAAGUGGUGUCACGAGAAUCAAGCAAGAAGCUAGUAAACUCAAAACUUAUGAAAUAACGUACAACCAACGACACGAUCUUACGAUCUUUGAUUUUAUACCCGCCGUUACGAUAACCUAUAAAAUGUCAUGUUACACCAUACGGACUACGACACGCAAUUCAACCAACUGAACACGUCUCUGCUCUAUCUGAAGCAACUACUCCGUGGCGUAAAGACGAUGAAUCAUCACGAGAACAUUAGCGACAUCUUUCGGAAGUUAAACAUCACCGAAGAGGAUAUCGACUAUGUAAACAACUUCAGCUUCGCCGUUCUUCCGACUGUGCACUCAGUGCCGGUGCCCUGCUACUGCAACGGCGUAGUGCGAGAUUUGGCGCUCUCUUACAAAGUUUAUCACGGAUACGUUGCUCUGAUGGUCUGCAUUUUCGGCACCGUUGCUAAUAUGCUUAACAUCGUUGUUCUAACUAGAAAGGACAUGGCGACUGCGCCCAUUAACAGGAUAUUGACGGGUCUCGCUAUGGCUGACAUGCUGGUUAUGGUCGAAUACGUUCCGUUUGCUGCUUAUCGUUACAUUGCCUCACAAGAUCAUAAAAUAUUUCCAUUUAGAUGGGCAGUCUUUAUACUUUUUCAUAUGCACUUCACUCAGGUUCUUCACACUAUCAGUAUAGGACUUACCUUGACUCUGGCAGUAUGGAGAUACAUCGCGAUCAGAUUUCCACAACACAAUCACUCGUGGUGUUCAGCAUCGAGAUGCAGAAUAGCCCUUUGGUGCAGCUUCCUUGCACCCUUCAUCGCCUGUGCUCCAAGUUAUCUCGUUUUUGGGAUAAAUCAGAGAAAAGUCUACGAAAAUGGUACCGAGGAGAUUCUCUAUCACGUCGACGCGAAUCCUUCUGACAGCAAGGGUGUCCUUUAUCAACUUAAUUUUUGGGUCCUUGGAGUAGUCGUAAAGCUAUUACCUUGUCUGAUCCUUACCGUCAUCAGUUGUUGGCUGAUAAAGGCUCUUUACAGGGCGAAGAGCAGGAAGCAGGCCCUCAGGGGUUACAACCCCUGCACGAUGGCGAACAACGGCGAAUGCUCCCGCAGAGCCAGCAAAUCCGAAAGACGAGCCGACAGGACGACCAGGAUGCUCGUGGCUGUUCUACUUCUCUUCCUGGUCACCGAAUUUCCGCAGGGUAUCCUCGGCCUGUUAUCCGGGGUACUGGGAGAUUGCUUCUUCAGGAAUUGCUACCAUAACUUCGGCGAGAUUAUGGAUAUCCUUGCCCUACUCAACGGUGCCAUCAACUUUAUACUCUACUGCUCGAUGUCCAGACAAUUUCGUACAACCUUUGGCCAGCUCUUCAAACCUAGAAUUAUCAAGAAGUGGCAUCCACCGACUCAACAGACCGACGUGCAGAGCACUUACGUAUGAUGCAAGUGACGGGGCCUAAAAACUGCUGCGUGCUUUUAAAACGCAUCUUAACGUUUCGAAUUGCUUACUCAUACCCUUCCGGUUCUAACUUCUCUCCGUGGAGCCCACUUUUUCUUCCUUAUGAACUUCUAAGGUAGUUCGUUCGAACUUUUUCUCAAGGACUGUACCAGUACCUUUACCACCCUAACGAUCAAAUGAAGACGCGAGACGAAUACGUUGCUUUUAUUUCGUAUUUCCUUAGGAAAUAAGUUCGUGCGUAAACAAACAUCUUAUUCGAUGUUCAUACAAACUGUCGAUAGAUGGCGACAUGUUAUUGGUUACUAGUGUUACUAGUUGUGGCAAUUGAUAAGGGUUGAUGUAUUUUUAAAAUUAUUUUAUUUAUUCUCAGGCCUCUCUCUUUAUUUAACUCUUUAACCACUCAGCGAGCUCAUCUUGUUAACCCUCUAUUUUGCGUCUGAUGAGAGGAUCAUUGUUCUUCACAGAUACUUAGGAUUUUGAAGUGUGUACAGUUGGCAAACAAGAGAGGACCUUAGGAUAAUUGGAAAUUUCAGAACUUACGAAAGCAGGAGGAGAAUCUAUGUGAAAGCUGUUUGAAUAAAUCCUCUCUUAUUAUGCGCGGUACAUCUCCCUCCCAAGACACUCUGCUGGGGUGAUAAUUAUUUCAUGAGGGAAGUCAAAUCUUUGUUUAAGAAAUAGCAAUGCCAUCUCACGGGGAAAACUUUGGCAAACUCAAAGCAACGCUUAUCAAUUGUCUAUUAUUAAAAAGUAUCACCUCUUAGAGCAACUCGUCAGCUGAAUAUUCAGUUUUGAAAUUUCUAAUAUACACAACAAUGUAAAUAUCUACGUUGCCUGAAAUUUGAUAAACUCAAUUUACAAUGUCUCACGAUACACCGAACAUUUGUGGUAUGGGUACUGGAAGUUUCAAAAGUAUCUGAGAUAUUUUUGUAAAAAACAUUGUUCACUUUGAUCAUCAAACAGGAUUCAGUUCACUGAAAACAAAUUGGAGUCUGGCGAUCCUGUGAACAUCCUGACAAAUAAGGUGCAGCAUUGUUGCAUAUUUCUAGAGGGGAAUAAUGGUCAUUGUCGUUUGAGAAAGGAGGAGCUGAGAAAACUGAUAAGAAAUCGAUAAUACGUAUAUCUAUAAACGUAUAAGGGGUGUCCGAGAAAUUUUCAUAUACAACAGACUUUUAAGACAUCUCGUUGACGUUAGAUAUAUUUUUUAGCUUUUCUACGCUGACAAAGAAAAAUUUAGACACUCUGAGAUACAGCAAAAGAUCACUGAUCUCCAGAUCAUAAUUUCAGUACUGUAAGAUACCGUUUUUCAGUCUUAAGUGUGACGAGUAUUAAUUAUUUUUAUAAUAGCUAAACGAUAAUGUAUGUACAAAUAACAACGAAUUGUAAUGACGCCUAUUGCCAACUACUGUAUAUAAUAUCCCGUGUAAUAGCUAUAAUAACGUGUUGUGUAAUUGUUGCUGUUUCACAAGACAAAAUUGGGUUAACAGCACCCGUGCGUUUGUGCCAAUAAAUAUUUAUAGUGAUACGUUGUUCAUUAGUUUUUAAUGUAAACGGUUGGUAUAAAUAAUUUGUAAAAGUUGCGUAAGCAUCGAUUAUAAAUAUCAUGUAAAGUUUUUGUGCGCUGGGAUAUUGACUUUAUGAUGUUUGUACGUGUAAGAGUGAGAGAAUGAAAUUGAGAGAGAGAGAGAGAGAGAGAGAGAGAGAGAGAGAGAGAGAGAGAGAGUGUGUGUAAGAGUAUGUAAAAAAGUGUUCCUCAAAAGAAAAAAAAACUUUGAAGCGCGAGGAUUUCCAUCUAUUGAGCCCAGCUGGGAAUCCGAGCUUUCGAUUAUUUAUUUGUUAAGUAUACGUUGUAUAUUAUGCUGAGUAGCUGUUAAUAAAAUGGUGUAAUAAUUUUCGCUUGAA